AUGGGUGUGCAAGGACUAUGGCAGCUGCUUCAGCCUGUCGCUCGUCCCAUCAAGAUCGAAACGCUCGAAGGCAAGCGCCUUGCCAUUGACUCGUCACUAUGGCUUUACCAUUUCCAGAUGGCUAUGCGUGACAAGGACGGUCGCACCUUGUCCAACGCCCACAUUCUCGGCUUUCUCUGGCGCAUCCUCAAGCUUCUCUUUCACGGUGUUCGUCCCGUGUUUGUCUUCGAUGGAGGUGCCCCAGCCAUGAAGCGCAAGACGCUCUCCGGUCGAAAAGCCCGCAAGCAAGGUGCAAAGGAGUCACACGCCCGAACCGCAGAGAAGCUUCUCGCGGCACAGAUGAGGCAAGCCGCCGUCAAACAUGUCGCUGACAGCCAGAACCGUGCAUCCUCCUCAUCUGCAGCGCAGGUCUCGACUUCCCAGGAUGCGGUUGACCUGGGCGAAAACACGGUUUAUUUCGACGACCUCCACGCCGCCAAUCCCCGAGUACUAGCCUCGCGCGACCUUCAAUCGACAGCCCCUACCAGCUCAGCUCCAGCGAGCCGAGACAAGAGCUCUUCGCCGACCAAGUCAGGUGGUCGCAAGAUGGACUGGCACAAGGAUCCAUACGCUCUGCCAGCCUUGGAAGAGGAUCUCGACAAAGUCGCUGCCGCCAACGGCCGCAACGGUAGGCGCAAGGACUACCGCUUUGCCACCGAGGAUGAGCUGCGUGCCGUGAUGAGCACGAUCGCACCCGAAGAUCUCGACACCAACUCUGACCUCUUUCGCAGCUUGCCUGCCGAGCUUCAGUACGAGCUUGUCGGUGAUUUGCGUGCUCAAUCGCGCAUGACUUCGUACAAGCGUUUACAGUCCAUGCUUGCCACAGCCCCCACCCCCAUCGAUUUCUCUCGCGCUCAGAUUGCCGGCCUCAAGACACGAAACGACCUGACCCAAAAAGUGCUCACUGUUACAGACGAGAUUGGCAAUGCCAACAUCAAGGUGCCCAUCCGCGUAGCUGGCCAACGCAACAAAGAGUAUGUCCUCGUUCGCAACCAAGGAGCUGAGGGCGGAUUUGUGCUCGGCGUGCGCGAUGCCGGUAUGACCCAGGACAAAGCCAUCGACGUUGACUACGAGCCUGAGGAUAUCGUCAUCACAGACGACGAGGCACAGCGUUCCGAUUCCGAUUCCGAUCCUGAAAUCGAGAUGGACGAGGUCGAGAUCCCCGUCCAGCCGUCUGGUUCGCAAUCUGUAAGUCGAACCGCCGAUCCAGAGCUUGACCAGCUACAGACUGAAGCAGAUCCAUACAAGCGCAAAGAGAAAGCGCUCGAGCUGCUUCAGGCGCGUGCCAAGUAUCAUGCCAAACAAAAGAGCAGCAAGCCAGGCAUCCAAGAUGACGACAACAACCAGCUUGAACGCACUCUUCGACCUCAACAACAACGUCAACAACGCCCCCUCUUCAUUCGUAACCGACGUACAACUGCUGCCGAGUCCAGCAAUUCUCCUGAUCAGACCGACUGGAUCGAUGUCGAUGCAGAUUCGGAUGACGACAACCAUGAUUUUCAUAGGAUGCCAGAGAACGACGACGACGAGCUGGACGAAGAUGAAGCCGAGGACCUCGCCUGGGCCAUCGCCGAGUCUCAAACGUCCAACAACCCAAGUCGCGCAAAGGAGCCAUCUCCUCCUUUACGCGGUCUCAAGCUGGCCCAUCGCAGCGGCGAGCCCAUUUCGCUUCACGACGCCAUGUCACACAGGCAGCAGUCGACACAGUCGACGCAGUCACCUGUCAGCAGCAGCAGAGCACCUGAUCUGCAUACAUCCCAGACUGACAUCGCUGCGGCGGCUGGCGCCCAGGAUGCAGAGAGCUUCGAGAUCAACGAAGAUGACUUUGAAGACGUGCAGCCCGAAGCGCCGUCCACAUUACGUGAGGUUCAGCCAGUUGUCGAGCCACAGCCACUGUUGGACGCAUUCGGUCGAGAUCCAUCUCCUGCCGACAUGCCUGAUCGCAUGCACGAGCUGGCAGCGCUUGUUGGCCGCGGCAGAAAAUUCGGCGGUGAAUUUGCGGGCCCACCACCUCCGCCUCGUAAGAGUCUGGCGGGCAGUCUUCGAGCCGCACGUCGAUCCACGUCGACAACUGACCUUCGCGAGCAGUCGAAACCAAUGCCGUCCCCCGACACGUCGAUCAAGGAGAGCGAGAAGGAGACACAAUCGGAAACGCCUCCACGCCCGCCCAUCGCAAACGCAGGUCACAUGGGACCGCCGCUUCGUUCCGCUUCACAGCAGCGACUCGAGCGUGCAGCCAUGCGGCCAAAGUCUGUUACGCCAGCAGAGGCAACCGCGCGGACGCUGCACGAAGAUUUAUCUCCCACGCCCGAGGAAGUCAAUCGUCAGAUCGCAGUCGAUCUCUAUGCAGACGAGGCGAAGGACGAUGCCGAUUUUAAGGUGAUCGAGUCCGCACCGCUGAAGGAGAGGAGCGAUUCAAGGAGAGAAUCACGAUCCGCACAAAGCAAGACGUUGAAAAAUGCCACAGUCUCAACCCUACAUGGGCAAGCAGGUGAGAGCAUGGUAGCCAGCGAUGCGGCAAAGACUGUGGACGCGGUAGACAGCCAGGUCGCUCAGCAGGAAGAACCUGAAGAGACCGGAGUGCCGGUAUCUUUGUCAGUCCCAGAGGUGGUAUUGAAUGGAGCUCAAGGACCCGGCAUCACAAAAGAUGGCGCAGACGUCGAAGCCAAGACCAUGGACAACGUCCCCUCCGCAUCCACAGAGCACACGGUUGAACCUACAUCCAUAGAGACAGCACCGAUAGAAGGCAUUGAGAAGCGCUCCAGCCGACAACAGACACCGAUUGGAUGGUCGCCCACACCAUCACCCGAGCCUGAAGCCGUUGUUAUCGGCGCCGACGGAUUCCCCCUCCCGACUGCGGAAGAGCUCGACGCACUUGACGCAGAAGACCAAGACGAGAUCGCGCGACUGAAUGCCGAUCAAAACGAGUUUGUCGCGUUUCUGAGCGCCACCAAAGGCCGCAGCCUGCUUGACGUGCAGAAGGAAGUGGCGAGCGAAGUGAAUGCUCUGCGUGCCGAAUUUGCCAACAGCCGACGAUCCGAAGAGGAUAUCACCAAGCAGAUGGCACAAGAGAUUCAAAUGAUGCUUCGCCUGUUCGGACUGCCGUACAUCACGGCACCGAUGGAAGCCGAAGCACAAUGCGCCGAACUCGUCUCUCGACGUCUAGUGGAUGGUAUCAUCACGGAUGACAGCGAUGUAUUUCUGUUCGGCGGUACACGCGUCUACAAAAACAUGUUUAACAACAACAAGAUCGUCGAGUGUUUCCUGCUCUCGGACAUGCAGCGAGAACUGGGACUGGAUCGCGAGAAGCUUGUGCAGCUGGCCUACUAUCUGGGGAGCGAUUACACCGAGGGACUUGUAGGUGUCGGACCCGUUGUAGCGAUGGAGCUGCUUGCGCUGUUUCCUGGUCAAGAUGGACUGCUCAAGUUCAGGGACUGGUGGAUGCGCGUGCAGAUGGGUCAGGACACCGAAGAGCAUACGCGCGGGAAAACGAUGCGACGAAUCAAAAGGAAUCUACACAACAAGGUGCACCUCGAACCGUCGUGGCCGGAGCAUGCGGUGUUGGACGCGUACUUUGCUCCCACGGUGGACGAGAGCGAUGAACCAUUUGCGUGGGGUCUACCGGACCUAGAUAGCUUGCGAACAUUUCUGGGCGAAUAUCUGCACUGGCCAGUGACCAAAACGGACCAGUACCUGCUGCCGAUCAUCGAGCGUCAGAAUACGCGCAAUCGAGCACGAGGUAAUCAGACGACGCUCGACCGGAAUGCGUUCUUUGAUGCUUCGUCUGGUACGGGUGUCUAUGCGGGCAGAAAGACGGUCACGUAUGCAAGCAAUCGGUUGCAAGAAGUUAUCAAUGGAUUCAGAGCGGCGAACAAGGCUCGAAAGGGUGGUGGGGGCGAAGCUGAACGUAGACGCGCUCGUGGUGGUAACAGUAGCAGCAGUAGCAGCAGUGAUGGCGAGGAUGAGUUUCAGGUGGUAGAUGCAAGGAUGCAGACGCCUGUGGUGGCGGAGGAGAUGCUGGGUAAGCAAAUGGGCAGAACGAGACGUAUUGUGCGGCGCGACGAAGGCACCGAGGCGAAUGGUGGUGCACGGAUGAAAGAUGCACAAACGAGCGAAGCUCGGCAAGCCGAACUGGAUGCAGCGAUCGAAGCGCUCGAGAAUGCGACUGGAGCGCAAGGCUCGACAAGCAGCGCAAGCAGCGCAAGCAAACGCAAAAAGAAGCGGACCAAGCAGGCGAAAGGUCAGACGGAUGCAGACGCACAAGAUGGCGUGUGCGGCUCGGCAUGCUCGGCGUCAAGUGCAGAUGAAGCAGUGGUCGUAGCAAAGACUGCACGUUGGACGCGUGGACGACGUGGCAGAAGCACGGCUGCUCGUGCUCGCUCGAUGACAGGACGCGGCAGCAAGGCGCGUGCGAAUCUGAAUGCGGCGAGGAACAUGUCGUUGGACGACGUGCACUCGCUACCGCCGAGUCGAAGUGCGAGUUUGGAUCCGGCUGUGUUGCGCGCACGAAGCACGACCCGGUCGAGAAGCGCUAGCUCGAACGCGUCUGCGCAUCAGUAG
Mycosarcoma maydis (corn smut) is the source of this 4599-nucleotide messenger RNA. RefSeq lists its product as uncharacterized. The transcript has a single exon. Gene Ontology annotation, biological process: nucleotide-excision repair. Gene Ontology annotation, molecular function: single-stranded DNA binding; DNA endonuclease activity. Gene Ontology annotation, cellular component: nucleus. Bases 1 to 4599 code for a protein of 1532 amino acids. NCBI's taxonomy places the organism in Eukaryota, Fungi, Basidiomycota, Ustilaginomycetes, Ustilaginales. The record is from RefSeq and is a predicted model, not a curated record.